GACUGUUACCUCCAUCAGUCUCACCUUCAGAGAAAUGCGACACUGGUAUCCUUCUUCUAGUCGUAGCCGGAGACUGCUGUGGCGGAAGCUGCCGUGAGUUCUGCUGCUGCUGCGGCAGGCGGGACACAUUUCGUGUCUUCAUCUCUUCGGCUUCCUCUGGUCUCCGCUGCCUCCGCUGAGAUCUAAGUCACUGUACUUAUGCCUUAUUUCCGGGGUCCACGGGAAGCAUGAGUCUGUUGGGACUUGGGACAAGAAGAAAACAAGAUACCUUCAUAAGGAAAACCAGACACUAACAAAAAGUAUCCCAAAGUCGGAAGAGACAGAACCCAACCAAACAUGACCGACAAAGAACGUAGGGAUCCUCCAGAGGAUUGUCAAAAUGAUUUGGAAAAUGAGUCAUCAGUAAAUUCACAGGCACAGGAGAUCACAGUCACAGAAAGUACCACUGAAGAAGUUCAGGACUCAAGCCCUGCCUCUGGUCUUCCUGAUGACCACCCAGAUGUAGAAAAUAUAGGUCCAGGAAAUGCAGAGACAGAAAGUCCAGCUGAAACAAAUAAUGGGCAAUAUGCAGAGGAUAAGCCAGACCAUGAAAAAAGCCAGAGUUUUCAGGAUGAAGAGCAAGGGCAUCACCUCGCUUCAGAAAGUCUGGCUAAAGAACACUUGGAUCCUGAACCCUGCCAUUCUCCAAAUGACAAAGGAGAGAGAUCAGAUGAACACUUGGGGAGCAGCUCUGCAGCCCUCCCUAAAGAAGUGAGUGACAGACCCAGAGUUCCCGAGGAGUCACCUGCCCACGAGGCCCAGAAUUCUGAUCAUCCCAGUGCAGGAUUGGAGAGCCAGGCCAUGCUAAGGAAGCGACAGCUGGCACCAGAAGCUGUAAGUCAUCAACAAGAAACACCAAAAUUAAAAGAAAACAAAGAGAAUGGACAGGAUACCAUAAGAAAGAAUGAAAAGGAAUUGUGGCACUAUGCCUUCACCUUUGUCAUUCUGGUGGUGUCCUGUUUUUCGCUAAAUUAUGUUCAUAGCUACUAUUUCUCUUCGGCUCAACAAGUACCCAAAAACCCAGCUUUGGAGGCUUUCUUGGUUCAGUUCAGCCAAUUGAAGGAUAAAUAUCCAGGCCAGAGUUCCUUCUUGUGGCAAAGAGGACGUAAGUUUCUCCAAAAACACCUCAAUGCCUCAAACCCUGCGGAGCCAGCCACCAUCAUAUUUACAGCAGCUCGAGAAGGAAGAGAGACCCUUAAGUGCUUGAGCUACCACGUCGCGGAUGCUUACACCUCUUUCCAUAAAGUCUCUGCCAUUCGGAUCGAUGGAGCUGAAAGGGCCUCACAGGACAGUGACGUGGUCAAGCUUGUAGUUGACACGGUGCUAAGCUCUGGAUUUGAGAAUGGCUGCAAGGCUGCCGUGGUACACCACUUCGAAUCCCUUCCUGCAGGCUCCACCUUGAUCUUCUACAAAUACUGUGACCAUGAGAAUGCAGCCUUUAAAGAUGUGGCCCUGGUCCUGACUGUUCUUCUAGAGGAGGAAACAUUAGAAGCAAGCGUUGGCCCAAGGGAAACUGAAGAAAAAGUGAGAGAUUUACUCUGGGGCAGGUUUACCAACUCCAACACUGCCAGCUCCUUCAACCACAUGGAUUCAGACAAAUUGAGUGGGCUGUGGAGCCGCAUUUCACACCUGGUGCUGCCUGUCCAGCCAGUGGAGGACAUAGAAGAGAAGGGGUGCCGCCUUCCCGACAGCUAAGCACAGAGUCACUGCCAGAGGGCAUGGUUUACUAAAAAGUUAGUUUAAAGCCUUUCACAUAUGUCCUAGGAGGUUGAUGGAUGGGAGGAAAACCGCCUUUGUAAAACACAAAUGAGAUUAUUUUAGAAACAGAUUUUUCAUUUUUUACUGUUUUGCAGUUUUUCUAAUCUAAGCUUGACAAAGCUAAAAGUUGACCUGACUUUCUUUCCUUGCCUUUCAAGCAAACCAGGUUUUGAGAUAUAAUGUGGUCUAUAACUGAGGAAUUUUUUUUUUUUAAUCCAAAGUAUAGAAACAGAAGUAUUACACAGGAAGAUGAUGAUAGUUUCAGAAUAACUAUAGAAUGAUUUCUGUUUUUUUGAGACUCUAGAGCCUUUUUGUGGAGUUUGGAUACCAACUAAAGCAAUUACAAUUAUGAAACUGAUCAUUUUUUAGAAAAUGUUUCUGUCAUGUGUAAACUUUUAAACUUGUUUUAAUAACCUAGUUGAGGGAUUACAUCCUAUAGUGAUUUGCACUUUUGAAUAGUACAAAAAAGUAAGAAUUCAAAUACUUACCUAAAAUGCUAGAUGUUAAGGCACUGUGCUUUUAUUCCGUUAACCAACUGAGAUAAAAGCUGCUGUAUUCAAAAGAUGUUCUCUAAAGUUGGAAACCUUGGGGAAAUUGUUUAUAAUUAUUGAAAAUGAAGAAUUCCAAUUGAAUGUAUUUUACUUCAGUUUCUUGAAUGACCUAGAGUAGUGAUUUUUAAGCAGGAAUCUUCCCUUUGUCUCAGAGCACUCUGCUUUUGACUGUUUAAUGUAAAUAUUGGGAUUCUCUGAAAGAUUUAAUUAGAACAAAGAGUCCAUUGAUAAGCUUGAAAACCACCAAUUAAGUGAAAAAACCAAGUUAGAGAUAUUUAUAAUGAUUUAUUAUGUUAUUUUAAGAAAUGGGUAGGGGAAAAUGAAUAUGAAAACUCAAGAGUGGAGAAUAAGAGGUUGGUUUAUUGUAUAGACAAGCUAUUUAGACAAAAACCUACAAAAGAAUAGCAGAAUGUAUCAACUAGUAUUUACUAGCAUAUUUCUGAUGCUUAACAUUUUCUAUUAAUCAUUAUUUUUGUCUCCCUGAUUAGAAUUUCAUAAUUGUCAAGGAUGAGCAUUUGAAUGACCUUUAGGUAGAAUAGAUUUUAAAAACCAGUUGAAUAGCAGAUUUUCUGAAUUGGCAUAACUUUACCAAACUGUUUACUUGUCAUGCAGUGAUGUAACAUUAUAUACUACAACUUCUUGAUCAGCUACUUCUAAGUACUGUUGAGUUAGAGAAAUGCAAGAGAUGUUAUACUUAGUAAGCAGAAGCAGAAAUAGGGUAUAUCUUUCCAGGUUACAAUGGGUGCUAUUGCUGGACCAUGUUCUGUAAUUGUAGGAAAUACUGAGGGCAGUAUUUGUGCAAAUAGUAGUUGUUGAUUUGUGUUUCAACUCUGAAAGCAAAAUGCUGGUGAAAUGAUCUUGAUCUUGAUCUAUGAAGAGUCAGUUCAUUAUAUGACACACUUAGGAACUAUCACCAUGAUUCUGGAAUAUUUCAACUAGGUUCUGACCUCUCUGCUUCUGUGAAAGCAGAGAGGAGCACACCCCAUGUGUGUGGGGUGGGAGAAAGAGAGGGAGGGAGACAAAGGGGGAGUGUGUGUAUAGAUAGAUAAACAUCCAUUUAUGAUGCAGAUAUUUAUAUCUGUGCACUAAGACUAUGUAGGGAUCUUUAUUGAUACAUAAGAAGAGAUCCCAAAGACAAGGGGGAGGAAUCUAUUUGUAAAUUUUUGUCACAGGAAAACCACAUAUAUCUAUUCUAACCAAGGCCUUAAGUAACACGCAUUUCUGUGUAGGGGCAGACCUAAAGGAACUAUUUUCAUUUGGAGUUUUGUAUAGGAAUCUUCCACUAUAUUGGUGGAAAAGGCCCUGCCUGAAUAAAAUAUUACAGCAUGGUGAAUAUAUCAAGCAUUGGCUUGAUAAAAUCAGAGGAAACUGAAGAAAAAUCUGUAUACUAUAUUGGAAUUUUGCUGUAUUUUUAGAUCUCAGAUGCUAGCAUUAUAUCACACAAAACCAAUGGUGCCUUGUAGAGCUUAUGCUGGCCUGCUGACUGUGCUACCUCACACCUGUAAUGACCCACUGUGAUGGCGUGCAUGGUGAAUCUGUCAGCAACUCAGACCAUAGCUGAAACAAAGAUUCUUCUUUGUCCAUUCAGUUGUGUAUGAUUUUUCAUCAUUUCCUUUUAAUAUAGGUUAGAAAAUCACCAAAAAGUCAAUUUCUAAAAAUGUUUAGUGUUUGUUUAAAAACACCUUCUUCCAUGUAUUAGUGCAAUCAACUAAAACUAUUGUCAGUUUUCUGUCCACUCUUUCAAAAAUCAUUUUAAAAAGCAGUGUACUAGCUCUGGAUCUCCUUAUGAAUAAAAUGAUUAUUUUUAAAGCAUAAAACUAUAUUUUUUAAUAUGUACAAAUAAUAUCAAUUAUCUAAUGUACUCUUAGUUUAAUUUCUAUUUGUUUCUAUUUUUUUAUAUUUUUCAAGUUUCUAAAUUUUGUAGUUUAUCUUUCAUCAUUCUAAUAGUUUAUUUGCUGAGGUGGUUUUGAUCUUUUCACAGUUUGUAAUAGUUUGAUUUCUACUGUUAAAGGCAGAAAGCAUAGUAAGAAUUAAUGUUCAAAUAUAACAUGACAUGACAUGUUAAAAGUGAUAAUAAUUGGGGCCUCCUUGGUGACAUAGGGGUUUAAGUCUCAACUCUAUCAAGCUAUGGACAGCCGCUGCUGCACAAGUUCAUUCCCUGGCCGGGGAGGUAGCCCAUAUGGCACAGCAGACCUUACCUGUCUUACCCGCUGCUCCCCUCAGCAAUGUAUAUCAGUAAAUCUGCCUGUUCUGCUCCCCACUCUGUCUCUGGUGAGUCCUUUCACCCCCCCCCCCACCUCUGGCUUACAUCCCAGUUCUUGUAGGUAUAAAUAAACAAAAAAUAAAUCUUUAAAAAAAAAUAAGCGAUAAUAAUUUAGCAAGGUGUCCUCCAGGACUGUAUUUGCAUAUCUGACCAAAUCUUUAUGCAGCAUAUAUAGAUGUAUGUUUCUUCAAAAACUAAAUGUUAAGUGGAAAACAUAAUUAUUACAUCCAGUUAGGGUUACCAUUUAAUGGGAUAUAAAAGGUUAUUUCCAGCUUUUUUGUGGAGAAGUACAUUCAGAUAGCAACAGGAAACCUUUUUCUUUUAUCAUUUGAUAAAAUCAUAAAAAUAAAUCAUUACAUCUUUGUAAGACCCUUAAGAUACUUGAAGCAGUUUUUCAUCUUUUGCAAGUUGAAUAUGUCAUUAUAUAUCAAUCUUCAUUUUAAUACUUUGUUCAAUCUGAGCAUAAUAUAUUUCAUUCUAAGAUUUGUUGAAAAAUCAUGCCGGGCUUGUUUUUUUCGGAAUUAAAGUACCUUGAACUCAUCACUCAAUGGUAGUAUUGUCUUUGUAAUGUGAAUAUUAUUAAUGAUUAUAGAUCACUUUAUCAUAAUCCAUAGAGUUAAGAUAAAAUUACUUUAAAAUUGUUCCAACAGUGUAUAUGAGACAAUAAAAUACUACAAAUACUUGCUGUGAAUAAUAUAUUUGCAAAGAAGAUUUGCCAAUUCCAGAGAGAACUAAAUAAAAUUAACAUAUCCAGUUUCUUCACAUGGCUUUAAACUAUGCCUUACUCCUCUUUAUGUCAGCUUCUAGGUAUUAGGUUGUGAAGUGCUAACCUCAUCCAAGUAGCCUGAGAACACAACCAGUAUUUCCAAAUCUAAAUACUCUAUAAAGAUAUACAUAAUUUAGUCUUCAGUGCCUUUCCAUUUCAUAUCCAUUUCAGCUUUUUUUUUUUAAAGAUUUAUUUAUUAUUUAUACAAUAGCUGGGGUGUAGGCCAGAGGUGCGGGAGGGUGAGAGGAUUCACCAGAGACAGAGUGGGGAGCAGAACAGGCAGACUGACCGAAGACACUGCUGAGGGUAGCAGCGGGCGAAACAGGAGAGAUGUGCCGCGCCAUGUGGGAUUCUCCCUGGCCAGCCUGAAAUCGAACCCGCGCUGCAGAGGCUGCGGACAACGUCACAGAGCUGUGCUCAACCCUCUGUGCCACAGGGGAUGCCCGUUUCAGCUUGUUUUGAUGUCUUUAAAAAGCCCACUGGAACAUAGCGGAGGAUUGUUGGGGCAUAGGUGGUAGGCAGGGUGUGUAAGUAUACAUCUAUAGAGGUUUGAACCUACAACCCCUGGUUAUAGAUACAGAUUCAAAGAGGUUAAACCUACUUUACCUGAAUUAACAAUUUGGGGGGGGAAAUCCAUAGAUUGGCUUCUUUUUUGGGACCUGAUCUCCCAUUUUUCUUUACUGAGGCUCCUAAACUAAAUUUUCCCUUCACGAAGAGCUUUGGACUUGGGCAGCAGCAGCUGAGCAGUUAGGUAGAGUUGGCAAAAAGAAGUUAGGUCACCCCUUGAAGCCUUCGUUCUCCUGGUGCCCAAACUGGGCUUCAAUGUAAUCUACGUAAAGCUGCUAGCACCUGCUCCCAAUUAACCAGAUUACAAGAGAUUUAAAUCUGUCAUUCCUGUCGAAAGAGAAGCAGCACAUUGACUUUGAGACACAACCUCUUUUUGCUUUUUUCACUUAAAAAAUAAAUGGACUUUGCUGGUGUUAAUGUCAAAUUUCUUGGCACUCCCCUUCUCCCUUAUGUAACAACGAUUACUUUUGCAUUUGUUAUGGAUGUUGAAGAAUGCUUCAUUUAAAUUAGUUGUCUGGUUAUUAAUCAAAAUAAAUUUUAAUUUUUCUCCGUUGACUGAUUCUUGAUUAAAGUUCCCAAAAUAGGGCCUCCCUGGUGGCGCAGGCGGUUGAGCGCAGCACUGUGAAGCUGUCCGCAGCCUCUGUAGUGCCUGUUCCAUCCUGCCGGCCUCAGAGCAACCCACAUGGCACGGCAGACCUC
This is a messenger RNA of Talpa occidentalis (Iberian mole), 6643 nucleotides long. RefSeq names its product torsin-1A-interacting protein 2-like. Gene Ontology annotation, molecular function: ATPase activator activity. NCBI's taxonomy places the organism in Eukaryota, Metazoa, Chordata, Mammalia, Eulipotyphla, Talpidae. The transcript is spliced from 5 exons. The record is from RefSeq and is a predicted model, not a curated record. The coding region runs from base 337 to 1734 and encodes 465 amino acids. Gene Ontology annotation, biological process: membrane organization; endoplasmic reticulum organization. Gene Ontology annotation, cellular component: endoplasmic reticulum; membrane.